This is a messenger RNA of Bufo gargarizans (Asiatic toad), 2649 nucleotides long. Its product is annotated as extensin-2-like. NCBI's taxonomy places the organism in Eukaryota, Metazoa, Chordata, Amphibia, Anura, Bufonidae. The coding region runs from base 1 to 2649 and encodes 882 amino acids. The record is from RefSeq and is a predicted model, not a curated record. The transcript has a single exon.
AUGUCCUCCAAGUCUCUCCAAGUCCAGGAGGCAUGUCCUCCAAGUCUCCCCAAGUCCAGGAGGCAUGUCCUACAAGUCUCCCCAAGUCCAGGAGGCAUGUCCUCCAAGUCUCCCCAAGUCCAGGAGGCAUGUCCUCCAAGUCUCCCCAAGUCCAGGAGGCAUGUCCUACAAGUCUCCCCAAGUCCAGUAUGCAUGUCCUACAAGUACAGUAUGCAUGUCCUACAAGUCUUCCCAAGUACAGGAGGCAUGUCCUACAAGUCUCCCCAAGUCCAGGAGGCAUGUCCUCCAAGUCUCCCCAAGUCCAGGAGGCAUGUCCUCCAAGUCUCCCCAAGUCCAGGAGGCAUGUCCUCCAAGUCUCCCCAAGUCCAGUAUGCAUGUCCUACAAGUACAGUAUGCAUGUCCUACAAGUCUUCCCAAGUACAGGAGGCAUGUCCUACAAGUCUCCCCAAGUCCAGUAUGCAUGUCCUACAAGUACAGUAUGCAUGCCCUCCAAGUCUCCCCAAGUCCAGUAUGCAUGUCCUCCAAGUCUCCCCAAGUCCAGGAGGCAUGUCCUCCAAGUCUCCCCAAGUCCAGGAGGCAUGUCCUCCAAGUCUCCCCAAGUCCAGGAGGCAUGUCCUCCAAGUCUCCCCAAGUCCAGGAGGCAUGUCCUCCAAGUCUCCCCAAGUCCAGGAGGCAUGUCCUCCAAGUCUCCCAAGUCCAGGAGGCAUGUCCUCCAAGUCUCCCCAAGUCCAGGAGGCAUGUCCUCCAAGUCUCCCCAAGUCCAGGAGGCAUGUCCUACAAGUCUCCCCAAGUCCAGGAGGCAUGUCCUCCAAGUCUCCCCAAGUCCAGGAGGCAUGUCCUACAAGUCUCCCCAAGUCCAGUAUGCAUGUCCUACAAGUACAGUAUGCAUGCCCUCCAAGUCUCCCCAAGUCCAGUAUGCAUGUCCUCCAAGUCUCCCCAAGUCCAGGAGGCAUGUCCUCCAAGUCUCCCCAAGUCCAGGAGGCAUGUCCUCCAAGUCUCCCCAAGUCCAGGAGGCAUGUCCUCCAAGUCUCCCCAAGUCCAGGAGGCAUGUCCUCCAAGUCUCCCCAAGUCCAGGAGGCAUGUCCUCCAAGUCUCCCCAAGUCCAGGAGGCAUGUCCUCCAAGUCUCCCCAAGUCCAGGAGGCAUGUCCUCCAAGUCUCCCCAAGUCCAGGAGGCAUGUCCUCCAAGUCUCCCCAAGUCCAGGAGGCAUGUCCUCCAAGUCUCCCCAAGUCCAGGAGGCAUGUCCUCCAAGUCUCCCCCAAGUCCAGGAGGCAUGUCCUCCAAGUCUCCCAAGUCCAGGAGGCAUGUCCUCCAAGUCUCCCCAAGUCCAGGAGGCAUGUCCUACAAGUCUCCCCAAGUCCAGUAUGCAUGUCCUACAAGUACAGUAUGCAUGUCCUACAAGUCUCCCCAAGUCCAGGAGGCAUGUCCUCCAAGUCUCCCCAAGUCCAGGAGGCAUGUCCUCCAAGUCUCCCCAAGUCCAGGAGGCAUGUCCUCCAAGUCUCCCCAAGUCCAGGAGGCAUGUCCUACAAGUCUCCCCAAGUCCAGUAUGCAUGUCCUACAAGUACAGUAUGCAUGUCCUACAAGUCUCCCCAAGUCCAGGAGGCAUGUCCUCCAAGUCUCCCCAAGUCCAGGAGGCAUGUCCUCCAAGUCUCCCCAAGUCCAGGAGGCAUGUCCUCCAAGUCUCCCCAAGUCCAGGAGGCAUGUCCUACAAGUCUCCCCAAGUCCAGUAUGCAUGUCCUACAAGUACAGUAUGCAUGUCCUACAAGUCUCCCCAAGUCCAGGAGGCAUGUCCUCCAAGUCUCCCCAAGUCCAGGAGGCAUGUCCUCCAAGUCUCCCCAAGUCCAGGAGGCAUGUCCUCCAAGUCUCCCCAAGUCCAGGAGGCAUGUCCUCCAAGUCUCCCCAAGUCCAGGAGGCAUGUCCUCCAAGUCUCCCCAAGUCCAGUAUGCAUGUCCUCCAAGUCUCCCCAAGUCCAGGAGGCAUGUCCUCCAAGUCUCCCCAAGUCCAGGAGGCAUGUCCUCCAAGUCUCCCCAAGUCCAGGAGGCAUGUCCUCCAAGUCUCCCCAAGUCCAGGAGGCAUGUCCUCCAAGUCUCCCCAAGUCCAGGAGGCAUGUCCUCCAAGUCUCCCCAAGUCCAGGAGGCAUGUCCUCCAAGUCUCCCCAAGUCCAGGAGGCAUGUCCUCCAAGUCUCCCCAAGUCCAGGAGGCAUGUCCUCCAAGUCUCCCCAAGUCCAGGAGGCAUGUCCUCCAAGUCUCCCCAAGUCCAGGAGGCAUGUCCUACAAGUCUCCCCAAGUCCAGUAUGCAUGUCCUACAAGUACAGUAUGCAUGUCCUACAAGUCUCCCCAAGUCCAGGAGGCAUGUCCUCCAAGUCUCCCCAAGUCCAGGAGGCAUGUCCUACAAGUCUCCCCAAGUCCAGUAUGCAUGUCCUACAAGUACAGUAUGCAUGUCCUACAAGUCUUCCCAAGUACAGGAGGCAUGUCCUACAAGUCUCCCCAAGUCCAGUAUGCAUGUCCUACAAGUACAGUAUGCAUGCCCUCCAAGUCUCCCCAAGUCCAGUAUGCAUGUCCUCCAAGUCUCCCCAAGUCCAGGAGGCAUGUCCUCCAAGUCUCCCCAAGUCCAGGAGGCAUGUCCUCCAAGUCUCCCCAAGUCCAGUAG